Aspergillus viridinutans is the source of this 1047-nucleotide messenger RNA. RefSeq lists its product as uncharacterized. The transcript is spliced from 2 exons. Gene Ontology annotation, cellular component: mitochondrion. Bases 1 to 1047 code for a protein of 348 amino acids. Lineage: Eukaryota; Fungi; Ascomycota; Eurotiomycetes; Eurotiales; Aspergillaceae. The record is from RefSeq and is a predicted model, not a curated record.
AUGGCAUCCCUAGACUUUCCGACUUAUGGUAGUCUAUACUUCUCAGAUGCGCCGAUAGACUCGAACAUGAAGGUUCCCUUCGAGCAGGGCUUCUGUAUUGGGCCGAAUUGCAGUCCGGUUUUCUGGAACCGGAAUCCGGGGGAACUUGAACUCUACGGUGGUCCAAGUCCCAACUGUGGUCCCUGCUUGAUAGAGACCGGCUUCUCGCGUUUACCGAAGGAACCCGUCACCCACGAGCUUCUCCCUCAUCAAGUGUCCGUUCAAGAUCACAUCCGUUUAUUGAAAAUCAGCCAAGAAGUGAUGCAGAGGUUGGUUGAGGAUAAACGCAUCCAGGACGCUGCUACUCCAACUCUGCUUCACCCCGAUUUUCACAUGAGGAAUAUCUUUGUGUCAGCCGAGGAACCAACUCUCAUUACUGGCCUGAUUGACUGGCAAUCAACAAGCAUUGAGCCUGCAUUUAUUUACGCCAACGAGACGCCUGAUUUCGCUGCACUUCCCGAGGAACUGGGGGAAGGCACGUUCGAGAGCGGACACUCCGAACAAAAGACUCCUGGCUGCAAGGAACGAGAGUGGAAAGAUGCAUUGAUCUGUUAUCAGACAUACGAUGUGUGCAUGAAGGGACUUGCACCCAAGUUACGCCCUGCAAGACUACUUGACCCGUCUUUGUUUCGGCUCUUCCAAUACUGUCACACAACAUGGAGGGACAGUGCCGCAGCACUCCACCAAGAGUUAAUUGAGCUUUCAGCUCGCUGGASAGAACUAGGGCUACAGGGAGUUUGUCCGUUUUCUCCAACUGAAAAGGAGGUGAAAGAGCACGCUCGGGAGUAUGAAGAUUUUGAGACCUUCCAAAAACUUAAAUUAUGGCUAAAACACUGCCUCCAUACGAACUCCGACGGGUGGGUUCCGAAUGAUAAAUGGGACGCUGCGAGAGAUGCUCAUCGCGCAGCGUAUGACCAGUGGAUGCAGACGGCCAGAGAAUCUGAGUCUCGUGGCGAGGGUCUGACGGUAGCAAAAGCGGACAAACUGUGGCCAUUUGAUGCUAGAUAA